CAAGAGAUAAAAGAUCAAAAUAUUAUGCUUGCAGAAGAAGUAACGCUGUGCUCUUCGCAUAAAGAGGAAGCAAUGCAUAUCUUUCUUUUCUUUUCUUUUUUUUUGCUAAAAUUUGAUGCUGCAAUGCAUAUAUCUUGCCUUAAUAUCUUACGAAGUGUACGACAAUUAUAAAGCGGAAUCACAAGACACAAAUGAAUUAUGUUUGUUUUUGAAGAAAACAAGUGAUUAAAUGAUUUGUGAUUCCGCGUUUUAGGUGAUUGAAAUCUUCAAGAAACAUGGUUGGAUUAUUGACAGACGGAAUCGAAUGUUUUCUUUGUUUAUUAAUUUAUUUGAUUUGGUAAACGAUAUUUGUUUGUCAAUUUGUGAUAAAAGAAACGGUCGAAUGCCGAACGAAAGAGUCAUGGAGUAAAGUCAACUUUUGUAUCAUCAUUUUGCUGAGGGUUCGUUGUUAUAAAUCGAAGAAGGUGGUUCUUGGGGUUUAGUAAACUAUAGUCAGAGCCUAAAUCAAAUAAAAUCUCUGCUCCUUGUUGCUUUCUUGUGAAGUAAAUCUUCUUUUUUUUAUUUUCCAUGUCACUCUUCCGAGAAUAUUUCUACAAAAAUGCUCCAGAUCGGCUCGUUGAGAUAUCCGAACGUGUCUAUGCUUUUGACUGUUGUUUCUCCAGCGAUGUUAUGGGAGAGGAUGAAUACAAACCGUACUUUGGUGGCAUUUUGGCGCAGCUACGUGAUCAUUACCCGGAUGCCUCUUUCAUGGUUUGUAACUUCAGAGCAGGAGACCAACGGAGUCAAAUAUCAACAGUGCUGUCUCAAUACGACAUGACUGUUAUUGACUAUCCUAAUCAACAUGAAAGUGUUCCGCUUUUACCUCUCCAAGUGAUCGAUAAUUUCCUAAGAUCGAGCGAAAGCUGGUUAGGUCAACAGAACGUUGUGUUGAUGCAUUGCGAAAGAGGUAGUUUGCAUCUUCUUGAUUUUAUGUUAUCAGCACUAUUAUUGUACAACAGAAGGUAUCAUGGCGAUCACCUGGAGUUGGCAUAUAACCAGGCUUCUAAGAAGCUUCUUGGUCUUUCGUCUGCUCUAAACACAAAGCCUUCUCAAUUAAGAUAUCUUCGGUACAUCUCUACAAGAGAUUUAGACUCUGACUGGCCUCCUUCAGAGGCUCCUCUUCUUUUGGAUUGCUUGAUUCUCAGAGGUCUUUCAAAUUUUGAAUGGAGAAAAGAUUGGAGACCAAGUUUAAGGGUUUUUGGUCAGGACCAUAAAGCCUCAGCAAACAGGAGUUCCAUACUUCUCUUUUCCACACCAAAGACAAAUACCCUCUACCAACAAGAAGAGUGUACCCUGGUGAAGUUAGAUAUCCAGUGCCGUGUUCAAGGGGAUAUUGUUCUGGAUUGUAUAAACUUGCAUGAUGAUUUGGUGGGUGAGGAGAUGAUCUUUAGAAUCAAGUUCCACACAGCAUUUGUACGUGGUAAUGUUUUAAUGGUCCAACUCGAUGAGAUGGAUGUACUUUGGGAGGCCAGGGACCAGUUCCCAAAGGAAUUUAAGGCAGAGGUACUUUUCUCUGACGCUGACGCCAUGGUGCCUGUUACCGCAACAGCUCCCUCCAUGCGUGAAAAAGCACCACUGCCACCACCACCUCCUAUGCGUGGAGGAGCCCUACCACCACCACCACCACCUCCUCCUCCGAUGCGUAGAAGAGCCCCACCACCUACAUUUGGGUCUGGUGGACUUCCUCCACCACCACCACCACCAUUAAGGUCUGGUGGACCUCCACCACCACCACUUCCUCCAGUGCGUGGAGGAGCCCCACAACCACCUCCACUUAGGUCUGGUAUACCUUCGCCUCCACCACCACCACCUCCAUUUAGGUCUGGUGGGCCUCAGCCUCCACCACCACCACCACUUCCAUUUAGGUCCGGUGUACCUCUGCCUCCACCACCACCACCACCACCUCCAUUUAGGUCUGGUGGACCUCCGCCUUUUCCUUGGGUUAUACCAAGGAGGACCGUUCUUGUAAGCCCAUGGGAGGAGAUACCACAUAGACAUGAGGAAGGACAAACUGCACCAGAGUUUGAUGUAUCAAAAAUAGAGACCCUUUUCUCUGCUAGAGUGCAAAAAACGGCUGAUAAAGCCCCACCGACACCACCACCACCACCUCCCCCAAUGCAUAAAAGAAGAGGAUGUGGUCUUCCACGUCCAGGUUUGAGGUCUUCAACUCAAAAGAAGUCUUCUCUUAAGCCUUUUCAUUGGGUUAAGAUAACAAGGGCCGCGCGGGGAAGCUUAUGGGACGAGUUUCAGAGACAUGGGGAAGGACAAACUGCUCCAGAAUUUGAUAUAUCAGAAAUAGAGACCCUUUUCUCUGCUAGAGUGCAAAAACCGGCUGAUAAAUCUGGAAACCAACCGGUUUGGGCAAGACCAGAAAAAAUUCAACUGAUUAACCUUAAGAAAGCCCAUAACGUUGAAAUUAUUCUUUGGAGAACAAAGAUGCCGCUGCCUGAUAUGAUGGCUGCAGUUCUGGCUAUGGAUGAAUCUAUAGUAGAUGUUGAUCGAAUAGAUAAUCUUGUAAAGUUUUGCCCAACCAAGGAUGAAAUGGAACUUCUUAAGUACUACCGUGGUGACAAGGCUACAUUGGGAAAUUGUGAGCAGUACUUCCUGGAGCUCAUGAAAGUGCCAAGAGUAGAAUCCAAGCUGAGAGUAUUUUCCUUAAAGGUUCAUUUUGGCACUCAGAUCUCAGAACUCAGAGAACGUUUAGAUUUGGUAAACUCUGCGUGUGAUCAGAUCCGUUCUUCACAAAAGCUAAAAGAUAUUAUGAAAAGGAUUCCUUACUUGGGGAACACAAACCAAAAAACUGCGAGGGGUAAGACCAUUGAUCUGCUUUCUCCAGGCGUUACAGUGGGAUUCAAGUUAAAUAGUUUACUAAAAUUAAGCCAUGGACGUGGUGCUAACAGCAUGCAACAUCUCUGCAAGGACCUUGCUUCAAAGGCAUCAGAUCUAAUGGAGUUCCAUAAGGAUCUUGAAAGUCUUGAAUCAGCUUCAAAGAUACAGUUGACUUCCCUGGCUGAGGAUAUGCAAGCUAUACUCAACGGAUUAAACAUACUGAACCAGGAGCUCCCUGCAUCCGAAAGUGAUGGUCCUGCUUCUGAAGUGUUCCGUAAAUUAUUGAAGGAACUCAUUUCAAUUGCUGAGACUGAAGUGGCAUCUGUAUCGAGUCUUUACUCCGUUGUGGGAGAAAAUGUUGAUGCACUUGUGAACUACAUUGGCGAGGAUCCCAAACAUUGUCCAUUUGAACAAGUUACUGCAUCCCUCGUAAAUUUUAUAAGGUUGUUUAAGGAAGCACACAACGAGAAUGUCAAGCAAUCAGAGUUGGAGAAGAAGGAAGCUGUUAAGAAUAAGAAAGUGAUGAAAGCAAAAGGAGUCAGUCUCACAAGAAAACUGAUUGACCGUGAGAGAGCCGAUAAUGUGGAAAUUAUGCUUUGGAGAGUGAAGAUGCCGCUGCCUGAUAUGAUGGCUGCAGUUCAGGCAUUGGAUGAUACUGUAUUAGAUAUUGAUCAGAUAGAGAAACUUUUAAGGUUUUGUCCAACCAAGGAAGAGAUGGAUAUUCUUAAGAGCUACACUGGUGACAAGACAACCUUGGGAAAGAGUGAGAAGUUCUUCCUAGAACUAAUGAAGGUGCCACGAGUAGAAUCUAAGCUGAGAGUAUUCUCCUUCAUGAUUCAGUUUGACACUCAGAUAACAGAUUUGAAGAAAAGUUUAAAAGUGGUAAAGUCUGCGUGUAAGGAGAUCCGUUCGUCACAAAAGCUAAGAGAAAUUAUGAAAAGGAUACUUUACCUAGGCAACACAUUGAACAAAGGAACUAUAAGGGGCUCUGCAGUGGGAUUCAAAUUGGACAGUUUAUUAAUACUAAGCGAUACACGUGCUGCUGACAGAAAAAUGACUCUCAUGCAUUACCUUUGCAAGGUCCUUGCUUCUAAGGCGUCAUAUCUACUAGACUUCCAUAAGGAUCUUGAAAGUCUUGAAUCGGCCUUAAAGAUACAGUUGAGGUCAUUGGCUCAAGAAAUGCAAGUUAUAUGCAAAGGGAUGGAAAUGCUGGACCAGGAGCUCACUGCAUCCGAACGUGAUGGUCCUGUUUCUGAAGUUUCCCAUAAAAGAUUGAAGGACUUCAUGCGUAUAGCUGAGACUGAAUUGAAAGCUGUCUCAAGUCUCUACUCCAUUGUGGGGAGGAAUGCUGAUGCACUUGUGUACUAUUUUGGCGAGGAUCCAAGCCGCUAUCCAUUCGAACAAGUUACUGGGACUCUUGAGAAGUUUAUAAGGUUGUUCAAGAAAGCACACGAAGAAAAUGUCGAGCAAGCAGAGUUGGAGAAGAUGGAAGCCGCUAAGGAAGCUAGGAUAAAGAUGUUGAAAGGAGUCUGUUUCACUGAAAAUAAAAGCAGUUGAUAUAAUAACAUAGCUGACCCAUAAACUUAUAUACAAGUAACUUUGGUGUGGUAACUCGGAUGUUUUGUGUCGAUUUAAACAGAGUGAUGUAUAUAUUUUUCUUUGACUUGUGUGGAUUGCAAAAAAAAAAUAAUGUUAAAAUUUGCAUCAUAU
Molecule: messenger RNA, 4578 nt
Organism: Raphanus sativus (radish)
Lineage: Eukaryota; Viridiplantae; Streptophyta; Magnoliopsida; Brassicales; Brassicaceae
Product: formin-like protein 20
Exons: 29
Coding region: 568-4425 (1285 amino acids)
Source: RefSeq, a predicted model, not a curated record